AUUGUAGACAGGCUGGUAUUUGUUCUUUUAGGGCCUGAGCACCAAUAGCGGCCGUGUGCUGGCCUAUUGGUGAUCGGGGCCAUGCCGCGUGAGAUCAUCACAUUGCAGGUGGGGCAAUGUGGCAAUCAGAUCGGUGCGGAGUUCUGGAAGCUUUUGUGCGCAGAGCACGGCAUCAGUCAACGUGGCAUUUUGGAAGACUUUGCGACAGCCGGAGAUGACCGGAAGGACGUGUUCUUCUAUCAAGCUGAUGAUGAGCACUACAUCCCGAGAGCCUUGCUUUUGGACAUGGAACCUCGAGUCAUCAACGUCAUUCAAACCUCCGAGUAUGCAGAGUUAUACAAUCCUGAAAACGUCUUUAUCUCCAAAGAUGGUGGUGGUGCUGGGAACAACUGGGCGAAAGGCUACAGCCAGGCCGAGAAGGUUCAGGAGGAAGUAUUUGACAUGGUGGACCGCGAAGCAGAUGGUAGCGACAGUUUGGAGGGUUUUGUGCUGAUCCAUUCCAUUGCCGGCGGCACUGGGAGCGGCAUGGGUUCCUUUCUGCUGGAAGCCAUCAACGACAGAUACCCAAAGAAGUUGGUUCAGACAUAUUCGGUCUUUCCAUUGCUUUCCUCGGAAACCAGUGAUGUCGUGGUGCAGCCCUACAAUUCAGUACUGACGCUGAAGAGGUUGGCGCUGAAUGCGGAUUGCGUGGUGGUCUUGGACAACACCGCGUUGAAUCGCAUCGCCAUGGAUCGCUUGAAGUUAAACAAUCCCACGUUUGCCCAGAUCAACUCCCUGGUCUCCACGGUGAUGGCUGCCAGUACCACCACCUUGAGAUAUCCCAGUUACAUGAACAACGACUUGAUUGGCAUGUUGGCAUCACUGAUCCCAACGCCCAAGUGCCAUUUUCUGAUGACGGGCUAUACACCCUUGACUAUAGACAGACAGACCUCGACUGUGCGAAAGACCACCGUCUUAGAUGUGAUGCGACGGCUGCUUCACACCAAGAACAUCAUGGUUUCUUGUUCAACACGAAGGGGCGUCUACAUCUCCAUCCUGAACAUCAUCCAGGGCGACGUGGACCCAACGCAGGUGCACAAGAGUCUUCAGAGGAUUCGCGAGCGGAAACUGGCGAAGUUCAUCCGCUGGGGCCCUGCCAGCAUCCAGGUGGCACUGUCGAGACAAAGUCCCUACCUGCAGCAGGCGCAUAAGGUGAAUGGCUUGAUGUUGGCCAACCACACCGCGAUUUGUCAACUCUUUGACCGCUGCGUGAAGCAGUACGAAAAGCUGCGAUCUAGGAACGCCUUCUUGGAGAACUACAGGCAAGAGCCACUCUUUGCAGAGAGUUUGGACGAGUUCGAUCAUGCCAAGGAGGUGGUGGUAUCUCUUAGUGACGAGUACAAAGCAGCGGAGGGCGAGGACUACAUCAAGUGGGGCCUCAUGGGGGACCAGGACAUCAACCUGCCCCCCUCUUAUGCUGCUGCUGAUCCGAGAAUGCCAUGAGCAAAAAA
Messenger RNA from Cladocopium goreaui, 1490 nucleotides. NCBI's taxonomy places the organism in Eukaryota, Dinophyceae, Suessiales, Symbiodiniaceae. The record is from the annotation of a GenBank genome assembly.